This is a messenger RNA of Saccharomycopsis crataegensis, 1254 nucleotides long. RefSeq names its product Mrf1p (gene MRF1). Lineage: Eukaryota; Fungi; Ascomycota; Saccharomycetes; Ascoideales; Saccharomycopsidaceae. The transcript has a single exon. Gene Ontology annotation, molecular function: translation release factor activity. The coding region runs from base 1 to 1254 and encodes 417 amino acids. Gene Ontology annotation, biological process: translational termination. The record is from RefSeq and is a predicted model, not a curated record.
AUGUUGAAACUAUUGCGGAAUAGUCGAGUGCCGAGGACCCAUCUUCCGCGCUGCUCACGGCUAUGGUAUAUUUCACGACCAUAUUCAACGCCCACUGCUUCUGCCGACACCAGCAUAGCAGACCCUCGAACGUUCCAACUUCAUCCACUGUUGAUCAAAAGAGCCCGUUUGUUAUCCGAGGAAUUGACAGCAUUACAAGAAAAGAUCUCUGGUGGGUCAUCUUUCAGUGUCAGUGAUCAAAAACGGUUUUCUGAACUCUCAAUCAUCACCGACACUUACACGAAAUACCAGGACCAUUUAACCAACUUCCAAGAACUCCAAGAGCUCUUCCAUGACGAACAAGAACCCGAGUUGAAAAAUGAGGCAGAAAAAGAACUCCGAGAGCUUCAACCAGAACUCACUGCCGUGGCUAGCGAUUUGAAGGCCAAGCUCCUUCCCCCACACCCGUUUGAUUCCAUGGCCUGUAUUCUUGAACUUCGACCAGGGGUCGGAGGUGACGAAGCGGCGAUUUUCUCCAAAGAUAUGCUCGAGAUGUAUUCUCAGUUCGCCCAUGUUAAGAAAUGGCCAUACCAUAUCAUGAGUCAAGUAAGGACAGAAAAUAACGGGAUCACCAGUGCAACUAUAUCGAUCGAUGAACCGGGUUCCUACAAGUUAAUGAAGUUCGAAAGAGGGAUCCACAGAGUGCAGAGAAUUCCUGAAACUGAAACCAAAGGCCGGACCCAUACUUCCACUGCCGCGGUAGUGGUGUUGCCGAAGAUCUCUGAGGAUAAUGAGAACCCUGAUGCCGAUCAGCGAGAAUUCAAACCGGAAGAAAUCCGGGUGGAUGUCAUGAGAUCCCGAGGAAAAGGUGGACAGCAUGUCAAUACCACUGAUUCUGCGGUGCGUAUUACCCAUUUCCCAUCGGGGAUUGUCGUGGCAAUGCAAGAUGAACGGUCACAGCAUAGAAAUAAGGCCAAAGCGUUUGCGAUCUUGAGAGCAAGAUUGGCAGAAAGAGAAAGAGCGGAGAAAGUGGAAAACGAAAGAAAAAUGAGAACUUCCCAAGUAUCCAGUACCGACAGAUCAGACAAAAUCAGAACUUACAACUUUACUCAGAAUAGAAUCACCGACCACCGUUGUGGGUUUUCGUUACAUGACGUUGGUGGGUGUAUGAAUGGUACAAGAUUGGAGGAAAUUAUUUUGGCAGUGGAAAAGAAUUAUAAUGAAGAAAGAUCGAAAGAGUUGUUAGAAAUUGAGGAGAAUCUGGACAAGAAAUAG